Molecule: messenger RNA, 654 nt
Organism: Procambarus clarkii (red swamp crayfish)
Lineage: Eukaryota; Metazoa; Arthropoda; Malacostraca; Decapoda; Cambaridae
Product: centromere protein V
Molecular function (GO): carbon-sulfur lyase activity
Source: RefSeq, a predicted model, not a curated record
GUUGUGUGAGGCGACGUAUGGCAACCCCGCCAAGGCCAGUGAGUUGUGUUGAGCCGAGCUCAGUCACGGUCACACAGACCUUUGAAGAGGAUGAGUAUACGUUCUUCUUCUUCUUUUAGUUGUCCACCCAGGCGAGGAUGGAGAGUGGCACUGUGUCUCACCAGGGCGGGUGCCACUGUGGAGCUGUUAGGUUCGAGGUAAUGGCACCAGAGCGCCUCACCGUCAUGGAUUGCAGCUGCAGCAUCUGCGUCAAGAAGCAGAACAAGCACUUCAUCGUUCCCUCCAGCUGCUUCAAGCUGCUGCAGGGGCACGACUCUCUCACCACCUACACCUUCAACACCCACACCGCCAAGCACACCUUCUGCUCCACCUGCGGCGUCCAGUCCUUCUACGUCCCCAGGUCCAACCCGGACGGCUAUGGUAUUGCGCCCCAUUGCCUAGAUGAAGGCACUGUGAAGAGCAUCAGAUAUGAAACGUUUGAUGGAAGGAGCUGGGAAGAGCACAUGAAGAAAAAUAUUCAUAUAGCCAACUAUUCCAAAAUUAAGGAAUAAACGCAGUUGUCUUAUGUUGAGUUUUUCCCUAUUGAUUGUGUCUGCUUUUUAUUAUUAUUCUCAAGAUUUAUUUGUAUAUGUUAUUAAAUAUUGACACACCUUA